AUGGCGUCUGAAGGGCCCGUCAUGGCGGAAAAGCCUGAAGAAGCCAGUGAAGUCCAGUCAACUCUUGCCCGAAAAAGGCAAGAAAGAAAGGAGGAGAACCGACGUGAAAAACAGCGUCAGUUGGACUGGCUCUUCCGUGAAGUCGAGAUUGACUGGAGUGAAGUCAUGAGGUUGAUGAGAAUUGAUGGCCUUCAGCCGAACAUCAAAGAAGCAGGAAGUGGAAUAACCAGCCUGCAUCGUGCUUCAAGUGAAGGGCAAGGAGCGAUACUAGAGUGGUGCAUCAAGAUGAAGGCUGAAAUAGACGGUAGAACACAAAUGGGACGAAGUGCUUUGCACUACGCUUGCGAAUGCUCCCGUCCUCGUUGUGUUCGAAUUCUUCUGGAUAACCAAGCGGAUGCAAACUUGCGUACAUUGAGCUACCUGACUCCACUCCACCUGGCAUGCCAGGCAAACAGUGUCGAGGCGGUGACAGCUCUUUUGCAGAAUGCCAAGCAGGUGGUUGAUGUUGAUGCUGAAGAUACCAAGCGUCGAUCUGCUGAGGCUUUGAGCACCAACCAGCAGAUUCAUAAGCUUGUGAGGAAGUAUCGUGCACAACUCGAUGAACUCCGAAAAGCACAGCUGGUUGAGCAGUGUUUACAGCGACUCUUUAACUUUUUCGAUGUGAACCAGGAUGGUGUCAUUCACCCCGAGGAAUGGGUAGACAGCAUGAUGCUCCUGGCCGAGUUCUUCGAGCAUCACAGUGAUCAGUCCAUCCAGAAGAUGUUCGAAGAGAUUGACAAGGAUGAUAGUGGUACCAUUGAUUGGCCAGAGUUCAAGGCAUCCUAUGCCGAACUUCUACAAGUGAUCAAUGUUCCCUUCAGAGAGCUCAUGGACAUGCUCGCAGACAUCGACCGGGCUAUUCUGCAGGAAAAACUUCGGUUGGACCGUGAAGCAGCCAAAGAAGCUGAGCUGGUCUCAUUGCUGGUCUCGUUGCUGGUCUCUUGCUGGUCUCUUGCUGGUCUCUUGCUGGUCUCUUUCUGGUUUCUUGCUGGUCUCUUGCUGGUUUUCUUGCUGGUCUCUUGCUGGUCUGUUGCUGGUCUCUUGCUGGUCUGUUGCUGGUCUCUUGCUGGUCUCUUGCGGUCUUUUGCUGGUCUCUUGCUGGUCUCUUGCUGGUCUCUUGCUGGUGUCUUGCUGGUUUCUUGCUGGCGGUCGGGCGCCGUCGGGUUCACAGCUGUCGGCCUGGGCGGUGUCUUGGUGGCUUGGUGGUGUCUCGGUGGUGGACUGGUAGGGGUCUCGUGUCUUGAUGGUGUCGUGGUUGGUGUCUCGGUGGUGUCUCGGUGGUAUGUUGGUGGUAUCUCGGUGGUGUCUCGGUGGUGUCUCGGUGGUGUCUCGGUGGUGUCUCGGUGGUGUCUCGGUGGUGUCUCAGUGGUGUCUCGGUGGUGUCUCGGUGGUGGUGUCUUGGUUGUGGUGUCUCGGGUGUCUCGUCGGUUUCGUCGGUGGUGUCUCAGUGGUAUCUUGGUGGUGUCUCUAAACUUCUCUGUGUAA
Messenger RNA from Cladocopium goreaui, 1524 nucleotides. The record is from the annotation of a GenBank genome assembly. Lineage: Eukaryota; Dinophyceae; Suessiales; Symbiodiniaceae.